UGGGCUAAGGAAAGAAGAAGGGCUCUAGUGCUGGAUUGAUCUGUGAUUAUCUACAGUACCCUUUAGCUCUUUUCUCAGUGUUGGACUGGCUUUCUCUGAGACAAGUUUGUCUGAGUCUUAAUUAAGGCUAAAUGGUACGGUCUGGGCUGAUCUGAACAGGCCUUAGAGCCAAAGAUUGGCUUGCAGUGCUCUCAAUAUUCAGUAAUAUGCAUUUCCAUUCCUUACAGCUUUAAAAUAGAGGAAAUAAGAUUCAGCAUUGUACAGAAGGGGAUUACAGUAAUGGAACAACUACGGGAUCCGGUUACACAAGAAGAUGCAAAUAUUAAAGCCAUUAGUGAAGAGUACAGGAAAGCCUUUAUUUUUGUCAAUAAAGGACUGAAUACAGAUGAACUGGGUCAGAGGGAAGAGGCAAGAAGUUACUAUGAGCAAGGGCUUGACCACUUGCUCCGAGGAGUUAGCAUUCCAUCCGAGGGUCCUGCGUGUGUAGGGUCCCAGUGGGAGUCUGCCAGGCAAAUGCAGCAGAAGAUGAGGGAGACCCUGCAGAAUGUUCGUGCUCGACUCGGCAGUCUAGAGCAAAACACCCCACCAGUACAAGCAUCUCCUGCUAGGAUGGAUACCCCUCCUGGGGUGCCCAAGUUAUACCCCUCCAUUCCUUCCAAAGAAAAGCCAGAAAGACCCCCUCCCCCUAAUUCUCUGAUGGUACCAAGUCAGCCGCCUGCAGCAGAUGGAAGUGUUGCAGCUGUGAGUCAGGGGCAAAUUCCAGCUAUGAGUCCAUCAUCUGCAAAACCUCUUUGUCUGCCAAAUGAAGCACCACCUGCCUAUACUCCUCAAGCCACCAAUGGCCACUUCACUGUAUCCUAUGGCACAGACUCUGGGGAGUUUUCUUCUGUCAGUGAGGACUACUACAGCAACAAAUGCACUCAGCCACCUCCCCUGGAAAACCUGGGAGUGGAUGCAGAUGAGCUGAUCUUAAUUCCCCAAGGAGUACAGAUAUUUUUUGUGACUCCUGAUGGGCAGGUUAGUGCUCCUUCGUAUCCUGGAUAUCUGCGCAUCGUGAAGUUCUUGGAUACAGAUAGUGAAGCUGCUCGGAAUCGUCCACCAGCAUUUCUUCAGGUUUGUGACUGGUUGUAUCCUCUGAUGUGUACCCAGUCUCCUGUUCUGUGCUGCAACACUGGGGUCUACAUGUUCCCUGACACCAUGUCCCAGAUACCAGGGUCCUACGUGGGAGUCGUGCUGUCUUCAGAACUUCCUGCAGCUGACAGAGAGCUGUUUGAGGAUCUCUUGAAACAAAUGUCUGACCUACGUAUCCAGCCUUCUGAAGCCUCUAGUGAUGCAGUUCACUUGCCUCAGACUGUGCAUAUCCAGCCACAACCUGAAGAAGCAGAAGAUCAGAAAGAGUUACCAGAAUGGAGUGAGAAAGUUGCCCAUGGAAUCUUGUCAGGUGCAUCUUGGGUAAGCUGGGGCCUAAUGAAAGGAGCAGAAUACACGGGUAAAGCUAUUCACAAAGGAGCUUCUAAACUGCGAGAGCACAUUCAACCAGAAGAAAAGCCUGUGGAAGUCAACCCAACUGUAGCAAAGGGACUUCACGUAGCAAAACAGGCUACUGGAGGAGCUGUGAAAGUCAGCCAGUUCUUAGUUGAAGGAGUGUGUUCUAUAGCGAGCUGUGUUGGAAAGGAGCUGGCUCCACAUGUGAAGAAACAUGGCAGCAAAUUAGUUCCAGAAUCCCUAAAGAAAGAUAAGGAUGGCAAAUCUACUUUUGAUGGUGCUCUGGUUGUAGCAGCAAGCGGAGUUCAAGGUUUUUCAACAGUGUGGCAAGGUUUAGAAAGUGCAGCGAAGUGCAUUGCUAAAAGUGUUUCAACUGAGACUGUAAAAACGGUCAAAUACAAGUAUGGAGAGGAUGCUGGCCAUGCUACAGACAAUGCUAUGAAUUCUGCAAUCAAUGUUGGUGUUACAGCAUUUAACAUUGAAAAUAUUGGUAUCAAAUCUGUUGUAAAGAGAACUGCAAAGGAAACCGGACAUGCUGUGCUAGAUGAAUAUAAAGUAUUAGAUAAUGAGAAAAAGGGUAAAAAAUGAAAGCAAUUAAAUACUUCUCAAAGCCUUACAUUAGAGAUGAAACUUCCUGUUUAGAAGUACAUUGCUCAUCUGACAUUGAACAUAAGUCACACUGUACUUUUCAAGCAACUGUUACUUAAUUUGACAGGAAAACGUAAAAGUAGGAAGAGCAUUUGUAGGAGGAAAAAUGAAAGUUGUCACCUCCUUGUUCUGUACUGAACAAGGGGUUUAAACAACUGGAUCAAGCUUUAGGCAACUGGAAGAAUAUGAGUUUGCAAUUCAUAUACUUGCCUCUUUAAGCACUUUUUCAAAAUAAUAUAUAUGGAAUAAUAGAUUAAUAUAGAAAUACUAUUGCGAAUAUUUUUGUAACACUUUAUAUUUAUAAAGAAGGUGGUGAUGCAGAAAGAGUAGGAUUACUACUUCUGAAACAAGUAAAAUUACCAGUUUUGACUUUAUAACUAUCCUUAAGAAUUAGUUUUACUAAUCAAGCCUUGUCUUAUUUAAUAUGCACUACUAAAAUAAGCAUUGUGUUUUCAUUGUUUUGUAGAGAAUUUCUCUUUUCACCUACUAAACAGCUGAUCUUAUCCCAAGUUCAUGUUAGGAGAAAUGAAAGAUGAACCUCAGGUAAUUAGGUAGUCAUUCCCUUUGUCUUUUUUUUUCUCAUCCAGCAUAUAAGUAAACCAAAGAUACCAAGCAUUUCUUCUAAAAGAGGAUAUUUACAGGUCUAGAAAAAUGCAUUUUUCAGUUGACUCCAUAAGGAAUAUACAAAGAUUCUUUGAAAUUGAGGCUUUUAUGUAGAGAGGAUAAGUAUGGUUUUGCAUAAAUUAUUUUUCUGUGAAAAUAUUAGAGUACUAUCAUAUAUCAUGACCUCCUAAUGGAAGAUUCCUAAUGUUUGAACAAAUAGUUCUAAUGGUCAUCAUCUUUAUUCCAUUAAAUUCAUAUGUUGCACAAGGGUGUGAAGUGUUUAAUAAGACUAUGAAGAAAAACUUUUAAUGAAGAGCUGUGUAGAAUAGAUACUGCUGUGUAGAUUUGUCGUCCUGUUUGUAGCACAGUGUACAAUAACUCAAAAUAUUAAAUCCAUGAGAUGCUUUGACACUGCUACUUAUUUAAUACUUUACUAUUGAGUUUAAAGCUGCUGCACAUUCUAAUAUUGGCUGGACCUGCAACAGACAGAAUGUCAACAAUUUACAACUCAUCUCCAUUUCAUAUAGAUGGAGAAAAUAACUAUAAACUGUUGUUGGCAAGUGAUAUUUGUAGAAGAUUGAAAAAAUGCAGUAACAGCUACAGUCUGUUAGAAUGGUAAUAGGUGCAUAUUUUGGGGUAGCUACUGCAGAUGUGUGCUUAGGGUGAGAAAUGUGAAAGAAUGGAUCUAACCACUUGAAGUGUAACUUUGACUUAUGGAAAUAAAGAUAAAAUCUGUGCUCAA
Molecule: messenger RNA, 3478 nt
Organism: Oenanthe melanoleuca
Lineage: Eukaryota; Metazoa; Chordata; Aves; Passeriformes; Muscicapidae
Gene: SPART
Product: spartin
Exons: 8
Coding region: 280-2073 (597 amino acids)
Biological process (GO): negative regulation of BMP signaling pathway; cell division
Cellular component (GO): plasma membrane
Source: RefSeq, a predicted model, not a curated record